UUCAAUACUCGUACUAAAUAAUAAAUACAUUUUUAUUUAGCUAUAAAAGUUUUACAGCAGUAGUUUCAUUUCUUUAACUGAAUAUUUAUCACAUUACAAAUACCUAAAUAGGCAUAAAAGAUUCUCCUGUAAUUUUUUCAAAGUUUAGUGUGAAUUGUUAUUAAAUUAAAUGGCUGAUGAAAAACCAAGUGAUGAUGUACCCCAGACAGAAUUAUCUAGUGGGGUAGAAAACCUUAAAAUUGAAAACGGACAAAAAGAAAAUGGUGAUACGAAUAAAACAGAUAAAGUGAAAGUUGAUAUCUUACUGAAGGCGACAGGAGAUGCCCCUAUCAUGAAGAAAAAGAAAUGGGCUGUAGAUGCUGAAAAACCUAUAGGAUGGAUCAUAGAAUUUGUGAAGAAAUAUCUUAAACUGGAGCCAGAUGAGAAACUGUUCUUGUAUGUGAAUCAAACAUUUGCACCAUCACCGGACCAGAUAAUCAAGAAUCUUUAUGAAUGUUUUGGGACGGAUGGUAAAUUGGUGCUCCAUUACUGCAAGAGUCAAGCUUGGGGCUGACGAUAGAAAAAAAGUUGUGGCUGGUUCCCUCGUCAUAACAUCAGUUCUUGUGUUCUUAUGCAUUUUCUGAUAUGAAACAACCAAAAAUUAAUAUGUUU
This is a messenger RNA of Papilio machaon (common yellow swallowtail), 651 nucleotides long. It is a transcript of the gene Atg12, whose product is annotated as autophagy protein 12-like. The coding region runs from base 170 to 553 and encodes 127 amino acids. Gene Ontology annotation, biological process: autophagy of mitochondrion; nucleophagy; autophagosome assembly. Gene Ontology annotation, cellular component: cytoplasm; phagophore assembly site membrane; Atg12-Atg5-Atg16 complex. The record is from RefSeq and is a predicted model, not a curated record. NCBI's taxonomy places the organism in Eukaryota, Metazoa, Arthropoda, Insecta, Lepidoptera, Papilionidae. The transcript has 3 exons.